Molecule: messenger RNA, 1842 nt
Organism: Rotaria socialis
Lineage: Eukaryota; Metazoa; Rotifera; Eurotatoria; Philodinida; Philodinidae
Source: the annotation of a GenBank genome assembly
AUGGAUAAUAGAAACUCAGUCGUAUUAGACCGUACAACAACAUGCGCUAAUUGGUAUGAUUUAUGGUCUUCAUUUGGUUUUAAUGAACAUCAAUGGUUAUCUCGUGCUGAAAAAGUUGAAGAGCACACACAAAAAUUAUUUGAUGAUAAAAUAUCUAUGUAUCAAGAACAGUUAGGAAAGCGGCGACAGUUAUUAAAACAAUUACUUGAUGAUUAUGAAGAUUUACUUGAACGUACUGGACUUACAUCUUCUAUAGAUACGUUAAUAUUUGAUAAACUAAAAUUAAAAGAACAAGAAAUAUAUAUUGAUAGAAAAAUCCAAGAACUAUUAAUUAACGAAGGUCAAUUGGUUCAUCGAAGAAGUGAACUUGAUAAUAAACAAAACUAUUUGUGUAAAUUACUUAAUUCUGCAUCCAUCGAGUUUGAUCAAAAUAUACCAAUCUCACUCGUAGAAAUCAACAGAAAAAUUCAAGAUCAUCUUAAUAUACUUAAUGAAUUAAAAGAUUCACGCUUAACACAAGUAUCAUUAUAUUAUUUUAAAUUAAAAUCAUAUUCUGAACAGCUAGAAUGGACACCAUCUUCACCUCAAUCCACUGUUGAAUAUCUUCUUUUAGAACAAUUUGAUCGUUGCCUUACUCCUGAUUGUCUUAAUGAAAUUGAGACAACAAUACAGCAAUUGGAAAAUCAAAUUGAAAUUCAAAAGCUUCGUUAUUUUAAGCUGCAUGAUCAACUAAAUCAUCUCUAUCAAUAUUUAAAAAAAGAUCCAAAUAAAGAUUAUUGUUUAGCAUAUAAAUCUGGAGGUGAACAUAUCAAUGAAUUUAUGAUUAAACAACUUGAACACGAAAUAGCAUGUUGUCGAGAAGAACGAAUGAAAAAUGGACGUGAAUAUUGUCAUUCAAUGCAUCAACAGAUUAGUGAUCUCUUAGGAAAAGCACGUGUUGGUGAUGAUGAACGUACGAUCUUAAACAAACUUGAUUUCGAAAAUUUAUCGUCGGAAUUACUCGAUGCAUAUGAUACUGAAUUAGAACGCAUUACACAACUUUAUAAGAAACGUCAACCAGUUCUUGAUGCUUACGAUAGAUGGCUUUCAUUUUGGAAUGAAUUUGUUUUAUUUACGAAAGCAUCAACGGAUCCUGGACGUUUUCAUUUUUUAAAUGUUUUAUCUGAAAAUAAUGAUCCAUUAUUUUUGAUCGAUAAUAUAUCUAUUCGACAAAAAUUCGAUGAAGCUCAUCAACAAAUACCAACUAUAACAUUGCCUAUAAAUAUGCCUGGAAAGACUCCCACAACAUCACGCCUGUUAGGUCUUACACCAGUUCGAUCUCGAACACCAGUGAUCACUCCUCGUCGAAUAGUCAACAAGGAGCCGUUCGUUCUUGGUACCGCAGUAACAUGUAGCGCAAGACGUGUAGCAAAAACACCAACAGCUACUCUUACUAGAAAAUUACUGAAUCAAGUAACAAGUCAUACUGUAAGCCAACCGAUUCGUGCAAAACCACGCUCUCCUGCCCCUGCCCCUGCUCCUGCUCCUGCUUCUACACCCCCUCAUUUAUUAGCAUCGUCACCACGACCAUUGACUUCAACGAAACUCCCAAUUCGUCCACCAGUAUGUUCAGGCGAUCAAUCUUUGGAUUUUUCUCUUUUACAUACAAUACAAAAUGUUUAUGGUCAAAUCAAAGUAAUGCCAUCACCUCCGAACUCAUCUUUUAUCAAUAUGGAAAAUUAUCAUGAUAAAACAUCAAAUAAUACCAUUCGACAGCGUAAAUCUAAAAGAAAGUCAAAAUUAACACAUCUUCCAUUAGUUGUGAUUCGAGAUAUGAACGACGUAACCAUGAUGUGCUUAUGA